AACUAUGGAAACGGGUGAUACUAACGCUUUGUGUUACCACUUUGUUUUUCCGGCUUAGUAUAUUGAACUGAAACGGUUGCAACCGAAGCUGAUAACUCUCUAACUUUAAUGCUGUAGAUACCGAUUUGAUUUUGUUGAGUGUAUUACGCAUAUAAAGUCAUCAGUGAUGGACAUUUCAGCGCGCCAGAAUGCAGCUCUGACCCACGUGAACCAGUUUUGGUCCAUGCUUGAUGAUCUCUCCCAAAAUAAUCCUGAUGAGUACAAGACGUUUAUCAAACGCCAGAUGCGAGACAGUACUGACUAUUUUUCGCCUCCGCAGCCGAACAGCUGCAUUCGCACAUCUGUGCAGCCACACGAUGGGAUACUGUAUGUGAAUGUCUGUGGUUGGAAGCGUGUCCCAGCACCGGCCUCUCCUACCCAACCUGUUCCUGUGUGCGGAGGAAAACUGGAGACCUUUACUAAACACAAAGAGGAUUACCAAAUAGUGGAGGUGGCAUUCAACCCAGAGGUUCUUCAUGAAGCAGAGAAAAACCCACAAGGCAUGCAGCAGAUACACUUACUGGCUCUACACUUCAUCCAAAAUCAGCAUAACCUAAACCUGUCACAACAGUUCACUGUCAUGAGGGCCAAACUAAAGGGCACUGUGCAGGAUAUGAAACACCGGCUAACAUCGCUACAUCAGACUACUAAAUCCAGAACACUAAACCAGGAUAAUCCACAAACUAAAACAGCUCAGUCAUUAGUUCAGCAGGUCUGUGCACUACGAAUGGAAGACGAGAAAGAGGAGUCCAGCAUUAAGCUGAAUCAGGGGCCGAAGGACAAAGACACAGUCAAGCCAGGUCUGAUUGAGGUGAUCUCCAGCACUGAGUUUGUUCAGCCUCAAAAGCCAAUACAUCAGAUGACCGUGUGCUCACUGAGCAAUGACUCAGUCAGGAGAAUAAAACUGUGUGUAGAACUUCCUGGAGUAAGCUCUGUGUCCCAGUGCCAGCUCAGCAUCAGCCAGGAUGACAUCCUGCUGGAAGUGGAGAAGAUGUAUUUUCUUAAUCUCCGGUUCCCUGAGCGAGUGAAAGAGGAAUCGUGCCAUGCAACAUUCAACAAGAAGAAGCACAUACUGACUGUCCAAGCAUAUGUACUGUAAUUACAAUAAGUAGUUUUCCUACAAAUUAUCAUUUGCUGCACACAGCAUCCCGAUGUGAAUCAUCAGUGUAUGCACUGUAUGCUACAUUAAGGUGCUUAUCAUUAAUGACUUGUUGAAUGUAAAAGAGUUAGUGAACUCAA
This is a messenger RNA of Silurus meridionalis, 1278 nucleotides long. RefSeq names its product PIH1 domain containing 2 (gene pih1d2). The transcript has 5 exons. Lineage: Eukaryota; Metazoa; Chordata; Actinopteri; Siluriformes; Siluridae. Gene Ontology annotation, biological process: rRNA processing; box C/D snoRNP assembly. The record is from RefSeq and is a predicted model, not a curated record. Gene Ontology annotation, cellular component: R2TP complex; cytoplasm; ribonucleoprotein complex. Bases 167 to 1138 code for a protein of 323 amino acids.